AUUCCUUGACCCGGAAGUACUUCUUUAGUGUUGCUGAUGAUAUGCUGGUGUGGGCAAUAGCCUACGAUCGAAUGCGGGAACCAACAGACUGCAUGCUUCAAGUAUUGUUGCGCUUACAGUCGCAUGCACUUGUAGCCCGCAUAUCAACUGGGAAUAGGCUAUUUGAAGUUGAAAAGUACAGUUGAUUCCUGUCGUUGAUAGUUCUUAGAUACGAAAUGGAUGCCAAUCCAUCCUCCUCGCUGGCAUGUCUUUACAGAAGCGAUCCAAUUUAUUCCCUCUGUGCCUCAGAUUUAAUGACCGCUUCUCAAACUGUGAACAAUAAUUUCAUAAAGGAACAGAAGCAACUUAUGAAGACUCUGAAGAGGCUGGAGCAGCAGCAGCUUACCUGCAUGCGUCAGCUGAACGAGGAGCAGAGGACCUUUGCCUUCGUCAUGAACAAGAGGCUAAGCCAGAGGGGCGCUACGAGGCUUCAAAUGCUCCCCUCCACCUCAGACUCCUCUUCCAUCGUCCCUCUGUCCAUUAGGGGGUCCCGGUCUGCCCCGGCUGCUCUCGCCACCCGCAAUGGGGCCAACAGAGUUGGCAGUGCCAAGAGUGCCAACGGCAGAGUCAAGUUUGAGCAGUCUUCUUCCAGCCUCUCGCCGUGGGCAGUGAAAUUACAGAAGAAGAGUAUGGAGAUGCAGGACAGAGAGGCAAGGGAGGUGAGCACUGUUUUGAAGGAGUAUGGGGCCUCGGCUGGUCAAAGGUGUUGUUGUGAAUGUGGUCACACCAGGGAGCUGUUGGACAGGAGACUGAGUUGUCCAGCCAUAUUACAGAGGCAUCACUCUUGAUUCUGCUAUGGUAUGGGGUGUUAUGGACAAACGAUACAGGAUAUUGCUACAGGGGGGUGAGAGAGUUUCUCUUGAACAUCAUCUACCUACUCGUACUGGAUCGAUAUAGCUACCUUAUUUCUUGGAGGUUAUGCCAUGCCAAUGGAUAUCUGAACAGCAUUUUACGUCACGACCGAUAACUGACUAACACUGUACGUCAUGACAGCUUCAUAAUAAGUUACAUGAACUAUGUCAACAUGUCAUUACACCUUUAACUGUUCACAGUACAUGAAAAAUGACACUGCCUUGUCACUUGACAGUCAGUGACAUAAGAUGCCUUUACAUCUUUUGACAUUUGUUAUGUCAUGUUUAUGAUAAUAUGACACUGUUAUGAUGUACAGUUCAAAUAAAGUGUUAUCAAGGUACAUUCUGUGUUCACCUAUAUAUCUUGUUUCCUGAAGAUGACAACAUAAUAUGUAUAAAUUGUUUUAGUUUUUUUCAUGGGAAGUUGAAUGCCAAGUUUAAUUUUUUUAUCAAAAUGUAAAUGAGAUCUAACUGCUACUCAAAGGAAUAUGUUCAUAAUGUUUUUUUAAAAUUGGUGACAGAUUUUUGUGUGUGUAGUUUACUAAAUAAACUGUAAACUGUAGCUUAUACUGUAUGUUGAGGUUGGAAUUCAAACAUUGGAUUUUAGACCAAUGACAGCAUUAAUAAGAGAUGAAACCCAUUGGACCGUAGCAGCAACAUUGUAUCGACUGUACUUAUCUGAAAGUAGUGACAUCAUCCUGUGUGACGCAUUGGGAAACAACGUUCAACGGAAGGAAAUCACAGAAGAUUGCCUACAGUUGAGGACUUAGUCUAGCAAUCGCUUGUACAGCACUACAACAAAAUAAUUUAGUUAAAAUAUUUAGUAUUUUCAAAAGUUGUUACUCAAAUUGUAUCUACACUGAGAGUCCAGGACAGGAAAGUAACGUGUACCGUUCUAGGAAGAAAACCACUAAAGAGAUUGAGUGCAAUCUUGUGCCGAAAUCAGAACAUUAUGGGAGGUGUCUUUGGGGCCUUUUCUGUCGCAAGCUGGGUGCCGUGUCUGUGUAGCAGUGCGACAUGCUUGCUGUGCAGGUGCUGUCCCCAGAGCAAGAACUCCACGGUGACGCGAGUCAUCUACGCCUUCAUCCUGUUGCUAGGGACCAUUAUAGCCUGCAUCAUGCUGUCACCGGGAGUGGACGAGCAGCUAAAAAAGAUUCCUGGGUUCUGUGAAGACGGAGCAGGCUCUUCUAUCCCAGGAAUCCAUGCCAACAUGAACUGUGAGAUCUUUGUGGGCUAUAAAGCCGUGUACCGGGUGUGCUUCGGCAUGAGCAUGUGUUUCCUGGUGUUCGCUCUGAUUAUGAUCAACGUCAAGAACAGCCGAGACCCACGCUCUGCCAUCCACAACGGGUUUUGGUUUUUUAAGAUUGCCACCAUGGUUGCCGUGACAGUCGGUGCCUUUUAUAUCCCUGAGCGGCCUUUCACUCACCUGUGGUUCGUGGUGGGUACCUGUGGGGCAUUCUUCUUCAUCCUGAUCCAGCUGGUUCUGCUGGUAGAUUUUGCCCACUCCUGGAAUGAGUGCUGGGUGGAUAACAUGGAGAGUGGGAACUCCAGGGGCUGGUAUGCAGCCUUGCUCGCUGUAACUGGACUCAACUACAUCAUGUCAUUUAUCGCCGUUGUCCUGAUGUACCUGUUCUACACUCAGCCAAAGGGCUGUCUGCUCAACAAGUUCUUCAUCAGCUUCAACAUGAUUCUCUGUGCUGUAGCCUCUGUCGUGUCCAUCCUGCCCAGAGUACAGAAAUUCCAGCCCCGAUCCGGUCUACUCCAGUCCUCCUUCAUGACUAUGUACACCAUGUAUCUGACCUGGUCGGCCAUGACCAACGAGCCUGACCGUACAUGCAACCCCAGCCUGCUGAGCAUCUUCCAGCAGACACUGGUGCCCACGCUGGCCCCACUGGAGAUCGAGAACCAGACGACUGUGGUGAUCAUCGGCACUGAAGAGCCCAUCCUCUCCUCCCCCUAUCUGCAGUGGUGGGACACCCAGAGCAUUGUGGGAUUGGCCAUCUUCAUCCUCUGCAUCCUCUAUUCCAGCAUCCGCUCGUCCAACACCAGCCAGGUGAACAAGUUAACCAUGGCCUCUAACGACACAGUGAUCCUGGAGGAGAGUAAAGCAGGCACCCCGGACGAGGAGGGAGGGACGGGACCCAGGCGUGUGGAGGAUAACGAGAGGGACACGGUCCAGUACAGCUAUUUCUUCUUCCACUUCAUGCUCUUCCUCGCUUCGCUCUACAUCAUGAUGACUCUCACCAACUGGUACAGUCCUGAUGCAGACUACAAUGCCAUGACCAGCAAGUGGCCGGCGGUUUGGGUGAAGAUCUCCUCCAGUUGGGUGUGCCUUACCCUCUAUACCUGGACCGUGGUCGCCCCAAUGAUACUCACCAACCGGGACUUUAGCUGAGAACGGUUCCACCAACGCAGUAUUUUCUUUUCACGUUCCUUAUUGUGAUUACUGAUUUAGUAAAAAAGAACAGCUGAAUUUAGCAAAGAGAAAUGACAGUCCAUCAUUACUUUAAGACAUGAAGGUCAGUCAAUCCAAACAUGUCAAGAACUUUGCAGUUGCAAAAACUAUCAAGCGCUAUGAUGAAACUGUCUCUCAUGAGGACCGCCACAGGAAAGGAUGACCCAGAGUUACCUCUGCUGCAGAGGAUAAGUUCAUUAGAGUUACCAGCCUCAGAAAUGGGCAAUUAACUGCACCUCAGAUUGCAGCCCAAAUAAAUUAUUCACAGAGUUCAAGUAACAGACACAAAUCAACAUAAAGUGUUCAGAGGAGACUGUGAAUCGGGCCUUUAUGGUCGAAUUGCUGCAAAGAAACCGCUACUAAAGGACACCAAUAAUAAGGAGAGAUUUGCUUGGGCCAAGAAAUAUGAGCAAUCGACAUUUGACGGGUGGAAAUCUGUCCUUUGGUCCAAAUUAGAGAUUUUUGGUUCCAACCGACUGGUACUGUAUAUUUAGCACUUAUAAUUACAUAUAUAUUGACUACGUCAGAUUAAUUGCUUCAUAUGAGUAGAAUUAUUUGUUUUAAUGCAUUGAUUCUGUCAUGACUGUCCACAAGAAUCCAAAUAGGUCAGAUCAGGUUUGCAAUGAAUAACUUAAAUCAGACCCCCUCUCACCCGCAGUGAGUGGGAAGGAAAGAACUAGGGGGGUUAACAACUCAUGACCUGUUGUUAAUCAAGGAGAGAAGAUUCAGGUCCCUCUUCAAAUUCACAAUGUUCAAAAUGUGCCUUUUUUUCAGAGACUUUUCCACGUUCAAAUAUCAAAUACUGGAACAAUAUUUCUAACAUAUAACUUGGGAAUGUUCACUUUGUUAUUUUGUGAUGUCAUUAAAUUGUUAUAAAGGAAAUAAUGUAACUUGGAAAGUAUACCCACUGCAUAUAUGACGUGUCCAUCCUAUGUGUUGUGCAUGUAAUAUGAAAAAUGAUGAAAGUAUUUCUGUUAAGAGAGGGAUUUGAUUUUUAGGAGCCAUUAGAGUUUUACAUAAACCAUUAGAGUUUUACAUAAACUUUGCAGUGACAAGUCAUGCAUUCAUAAGUAAGGCUCAGGUUUUUGCAGAUGCAGGAGGUUACGACUGUUCAGAAUGAUGAUAUGAUACAAGGUUAUGAUUAAUAAGUUGACUGUUUAAGACCUUUUAGAGUUUAAUUCAGGAGAUGGUAACUCUUUAAACAACCGCUCUUGUGGUGCCUCAGAUCCUAAUGAGUUAAUUGUUACAUGAUUAAUUUAAUCGGGUAACAAUUAAGCAUAGUUAGUUAGAUAAAUUAGAUUAGAUAAAUAAGUCUUCCGAUUAAUGUUAAAGUCAAGUCAGGACAAUUCUCUUUACCUUUAUAUUUAAGUCGCUUAGUAUGAGACUAGGUGACAUGAUGUUCAGUAAUUGUUUUGCUUCCACUUACAGUAUGUCCUCAGUUCUGUAUUACAGACGCUUAUUUAGUUAUAGCCAAUUCUGUUCAGUAGUAAUUGAGUUUGCAUAGGUUUAUCCUAACAUGAUUUAAUAGUGUAGUAAGCUGCCAUCCCCCUUCCAAUGCCUUUCAUACUGUAUCUGUAAAUUGUGUAUUAUGAAUCUUUGAAUUGAGAGCAACAUGAAAGUGUAGUUAUCAGUGUUUGUGGAUUGCUUUCCAAAAACAUCUAUUUCAACAAUCUACUUCAAGUGUUUAUGCUUCUGCCAAGUAUUUGUGUAAUCUUUAUAAUGUUUGUUUAGUGUCUUGGAAAUUGAUGAAUGUAAAUGACAAUCAAAAGGCUGAAGGCAUGCUUUCUGAAGGAACUGAAGCAUAUUUAGCAUGUUUCUAUCGUGAGUGAAAAUAAAGGUCUACAACCAAAACCCCUACAUAGUAGGCCUAUGGUUCAGUUCCAAAUUGAUUAUGUGUUAUAUGCACACACCACAAAUUGUUACCAGAUAUUUGGUGAAAAUGACAUAAUUAUGACCACAAAUACGAAAUAUGUUGAUGCACCUGAUUGGAACAUGAUGGUUUAUAGGUUAACAUUGCCAUUCUUUGUGUUGUUUUUUUCAUUCAAACUGUAGUUGUGAUGAGGGUCUGCUUGUGGAACAUGCUUCAGUUCCCAUUCAAACUGUAGUUGUGAUGAGGGUCUGCUUGUGGAACAUGCUUCAGUUCCCAUUCAAACUGUAGUUGUGAUGAGGGUCUGCUUGUGGAACAUGCUUCAGUUCCCAUUCAAACUGUAGUUGUGAUGAGGGUCUGCUUGUGGAACAUGCUUCAGUUCCCAUUCAAACUGUAGUUGUGAUGAGGGUCUGCUUGUGGAACAUGCUUCAGUUCCCAGACUCUAAAAAA
This is a messenger RNA of Oncorhynchus kisutch (coho salmon), 5662 nucleotides long. RefSeq names its product serine incorporator 3. The transcript has 12 exons. The coding region runs from base 1843 to 3285 and encodes 480 amino acids. Gene Ontology annotation, cellular component: membrane. Lineage: Eukaryota; Metazoa; Chordata; Actinopteri; Salmoniformes; Salmonidae. The record is from RefSeq and is a predicted model, not a curated record.